UUGGGGUUUAACUUAGAAAUAGCAAACAUGGUUUGUCAGAGCAGACUUUCUUUGCUCUUUGUCACCUGCAUGGCUUCAACAGCCUUUGGUCAGGUUGUGACAUCUGUAACAGCAUCUAAGUGGGAUGAAUGGGUGAAAGAUUCCUUGCAACGCACAGUCCCCGAAAAGGAAUAUUUUUCUUUAGAGGGACAUUCAUGCUCACCUUAUUGUCCAUCAGGGUGGGUGACCUACGGCAGACGCUGCUUCAUGUAUGUUGCCCAGCACAUGAACUGGAUCUCUGCUGAGGUAAACCACUGUCUGGAUCUUGGUGCCAACUUGGUCUCGAUACACAGUGAAGAUGAAUAUCAGGUGGUCAAGGCCCUUAUCCGUGCUCACGACCCCAACGAGAAUCCAACAUGGAUCGGCUUAAAUAACUGUAUGAAGAAACAUAACUGGCUUUGGUCUGAUGGCACCAAAGUGACUUUCACGAAAUGGAAUCCAGAUGAACCCAAUUUUAAAAAUAGUGAGUGCUGUGUGCACAUUAACUUUUCUGUCUUUAUGAACUGGAAUGACAUCCCAUGUGUUGACAAAUAUCCCUUUGUGUGUGUCAAGAAGCUUAACUGACACUCACAGCUUCACCUUACCAAAAUGCAUUGAACUUUUUCUUCCUUGUUCUUAACAGGCACAAACACAUUUGUAAAAACAAAAUGUAAAAACGCACUGUAAUGUAAUGCACAUAAAGAAUGAACAAAACCUUUAUACAUGGAUGAAUUCUUUCUUAACUGUAUUAUUUGGUAUUGUUUUGAAAUGUGCUGUAGCUAUAUUACUUGCACAGUUGUUUGAAUCAGUUGUACUUCUAUACUGGUGACAGUUUAGGCAUAAUGUUAAUAAUACAUUAUGUGCAUGGUGUUAUGGGAAAAUAAACAACAGGGUGGAGUGAUGUGGCCCCAUGUGAAGUGGAGUUACUGUUGCUACUGUGAAAUUGAUUCAUUUCCUAUACCAGCACAUCCUGAAGUUUCAUUCCUCUUUCUCUUAUACAGCUAUUUGCCAAUGAUUAGAAUUUUCUAUUAAGUAAAAAGCAACAUUGUACAUUUUAUGCAUUUCUAGUUACAUUUAGUGGCAUGGAUUUUAACAGGAACUAACGUUUUGCAUGGAUGUUAUCACUUAGGUUAUAGCAACUGUAAACAUUCAUUCCCUCACCAGCCUCUUUUUUUUAAUGAAUAAGACAAAACCAACAAACAAAAAAAACCCGACUGUCAAGUUACCAAGAAACCGAAGUGCAAAGCUCUCUAUCCUGAAGACUUUCAUAUGGCGGAAAACUUCCUGUUACAAAGCACUGACA
Messenger RNA from Pangasianodon hypophthalmus (striped catfish), 1321 nucleotides. RefSeq names its product lactose-binding lectin l-2-like. The coding region runs from base 28 to 603 and encodes 191 amino acids. The record is from RefSeq and is a predicted model, not a curated record. NCBI's taxonomy places the organism in Eukaryota, Metazoa, Chordata, Actinopteri, Siluriformes, Pangasiidae. The transcript has 7 exons. Gene Ontology annotation, molecular function: signaling receptor activity.